Messenger RNA from Siniperca chuatsi (mandarin fish), 5391 nucleotides. RefSeq names its product UDP-N-acetyl-alpha-D-galactosamine:polypeptide N-acetylgalactosaminyltransferase 13 (gene galnt13). Lineage: Eukaryota; Metazoa; Chordata; Actinopteri; Centrarchiformes; Sinipercidae. Gene Ontology annotation, cellular component: Golgi apparatus. The record is from RefSeq and is a predicted model, not a curated record. The transcript has 12 exons. Bases 588 to 2258 code for a protein of 556 amino acids.
GUGAGCUGAGGUUACAUUGUGCUGAAUACUACCUCGCCUGUCUUCUUACCGUUAUAAUAUUCAGUCGGAGAACAGGUACGUGCUGCUACGUAUGUAGCCUUGCCGCAUUAGCACUCAAACGAACGGGAAAUUUCACGGAGACUGUUCAUGUUCACCGGUUUACUGCGGCUCAGCGAGGGACAAAUCCUAUCAAGGAGUCCGAACAGGUACCAUGAGAGGCAUUACCGGACGGACAUUAUCUCACCGGAUUGUGGACCACUCCGUAUUGAGAUGGACUGUAACUUAGGUGUCGUUUCGAGACGUUGCGCGUUUGCAGGAGCAAUUCAUCCAGUUUAAUUUAGCCACUAAUUGUACUGUCUAAUGGGUCAUGUUGUCUGCGUUCAACACGUUGCCUGAGAGCGAGGCUGGUCACUGGUUCACUCGAUCCAUAAUUUAGGAUGACGCCUCUCGGUCAGACCUGCUCCGUCUCCUCCCUGUUUCCUAGCCCAGUUUCCAGAGUUCAAACGCCUCGUCAGCAGACCGAGCGCUCCUGAGCACUCGCUGUGACCCUCCCUGCUUGGCUGCUUGGCUGACAUCCCGGGGAGGUGAUGCGACGGUUUGUCUACUGUAAGGUGGUGCUGACCACCUCUUUAGUGUGGGUGCUGGUGGAUGUGUUCCUGCUGCUCUACUUCAGCGAGUGUAACAAAUGUGACGAUAGGAAAGACCGCUCGCUGCUCCCUGCCCUCCGAGCGGUGAUAUCUCGGAGCCAUGAGGGUCCGGGGGAGAUGGGCAAGGCGGUGAACGUCCCCAAGGACGAGCAGGAGAAGAUGAAGGAGCUCUUCAAGAUUAACCAGUUCAAUCUGAUGGCUAGCGACAUGAUUGCACUCAACAGGAGUCUGCCGGACGUGAGGUUGGAUGGCUGUAAAACCAAGGUGUACCCAGACGACCUGCCAAACACCAGCAUUGUCAUCGUGUUUCACAACGAGGCAUGGAGCACCCUGCUGCGGACAGUUCACAGCGUCAUCAACCGCUCUCCCAGACACUUGCUUGUCGAGAUCGUGCUAGUGGACGAUGCCAGUGAGCGAGACUUCCUGAAGAAGAAGCUGGAGAACUAUGUGCGGACUCUGGAGGUGCCAGUGAGGAUCCUGAGGAUGGAGCAGCGGUCAGGUCUAAUCAGAGCCAGGUUGAGGGGGGCGGCUGCCACCAAAGGUCAGGUCAUCACCUUCCUGGACGCUCAUUGCGAGUGUACUGUCGGCUGGCUGGAGCCCCUGCUGGCGCGCAUCAAAGAGGACAGGACAGCAGUAGUGUGCCCUAUCAUCGACGUCAUCAGCGACGAGACGUUUGAAUACAUGGCAGGCUCAGAUAUGACCUAUGGCGGAUUCAACUGGAAGCUGAACUUCCGCUGGUACCCUGUUCCCCAGCGGGAGAUGGAUCGACGCAAGGGUGACAGAACACUUCCUGUCAGGACUCCCACCAUGGCAGGAGGAUUAUUCUCUAUAGACAAAAAAAACUUUGAAGAAUUAGGAAGCUACGAUCCAGGGAUGGACAUCUGGGGCGGCGAGAACCUGGAAAUGUCUUUUAGAAUCUGGCAGUGCGGUGGCUCGUUGGAAAUUGUAACAUGUUCUCACGUUGGCCAUGUUUUCCGGAAGGCCACCCCAUACAGCUUCCCCGGAGGAACAGGCCAAGUCAUCAACAAGAACAACAGGCGCCUGGCUGAAGUCUGGAUGGAUGAUUUCAAAGAUUUCUUCUAUAUCAUAUCACCAGGCGUGAUGCGGGUGGACUACGGAGACGUUUCUUCCCGUAAAGCCCUCCGUGAGGCGUUGCAAUGCAAACCGUUUUCCUGGUAUCUAGAAAACGUCUACCCAGACUCCCAGAUCCCGAGAAGAUACUACUCACUUGGUGAAAUCAGAAAUGUUGAGACCAACCAGUGUGUGGACAACAUGGGAAGAAAGGAGAAUGAGAAAGUUGGCUUUUUCAACUGCCACGGCAUGGGUGGAAACCAGGUGUUCUCAUACACGGCGGAUAAAGAAAUUAGGACAGAUGACCUCUGUCUGGAUGUGUCCCGCCUCAACGGACCUGUCGUCAUGCUCAAGUGUCACCACAUGAAGGGCAAUCAGAUGUUUGAGUACGAUGCUGAGCGACUCACCCUGCUGCAUGUGAACAGCAACCAGUGUUUGGACAUGCCGUCUGAGGAGGACAAGAUGGUCCCCACCCUGAGAGACUGCAAUGGCAGCCGCUCCCAGCAGUGGCUGCUCCGUAACAUGACCCUGAGCGUCUGAUCCCCCCCCCCCAAUUCUGUCCUCAUCCAACCCGUCCUGGCUAUUCACGUCCUCACCAGGUGGCUCUUACCACGCUUAUCAUACAGCUCUUCCUGUAACAGCCUGGCCAGCAAAUACAGAGAUCCAGGCAGCAGCGGCUUGUCUUCCAUUAUGGAGUCGUCUCCUUUUACAGCUCACCACAGGUUUUAUAAGAAGUUGCACCUGCACCUUCAGGGGACAUGACAAGCUGUGGCUUUGGGGACUUCGUCUUGUACAAGUAGGGAGAACGAUGUGUGAGGUCUGUGCAUGGAGAACAUUGAAAAAGCAUUCCCGCUGUGUCUGACAGCUGCUAGCCGUGCAUCCACUGUGCUGCUCAGACUGCUGCUUAACUGCUGGACAAACAAUUAAACAGAAGAGCAUAUAUAACAAGAUUAUUGCAAGGCAUGUCUCUGCGAUGGUCUGCACUGUAAAUGACCUUCCUUGUUCUUUGUACAUGCAGUGCAUUGGUGUCCACUGUAGGUACAAUCUAAAAAAUAAGACUGUUGUUAUGACCUCUGCUCAUCAUCUUUCCAUAUCAGUGUCUGAGUUCCAUUCAAAUAACAGGAUGUUGUUAAUAGAGCCCGACCAAUGCUGGAUUUGUGAAGCUGAUACAGAUAUUUGGUUUUAAAGUCGAACUGAAAAUUUAAUUCUCAUCACUUUUGGUGCAAGGAAAUAUAAAAUAUAAUGAUACUGCCACUAUUAUUUAUAUUUUUCCAUUUUGCCCCUGGGUGGGCAUUUCCCAUGCCAACGGUCGACUGACAUUUGAUUUUUACCCUUUUUAACAAGCCCACAUAGUUUUGGCUAUCAAAACUGAUUGAAGCCAACUGUCCCUUUACAACAUUCAUGUAAAGGGAAUAAAAAUUUAACAUGCUGUUAAGUUUGUAUUCCACUCGGAAAGUGUAAACUAGUUAGCCUAGCUUGCUAACGUUGGAACUAAUUCCCACUAGAUGUUAUUUCUUGUUCAUGUUAUUUCAACACCAGCUGGAUCAACACCUGCUCGAGCAUUGUGUUUCCCACAUUAUACAAAGGAGAGGGUCUAGCUAGCAUUAGCUGUCUCUUUUUCAUGGGUCCAGUUGUGGUGAUAGAAAAUAGCCACUCAGCAACAAGUAGUCCUGUAACCUCAGCACUCUGUUUACCCUGUGAUUCGACCCACGAUAUGGAGUACCAUAUGGAGUAACAUAGGGAGCGCUCGAAACACAGAUGAGGCUAAGCAACAGCUAACAACGCCGCCCCCAUGCUGGUGAACUGCCCCUGUGGCUGCUCGAAGUAAUAUGAACUAGUCUGAGUUCCCACCCACACAGAUAUUGGACCAAUCAAAUUACCAGUACCACCAUUGUCAGUCAGUACCAUAGACUGUAUAUGGUCCAUACCAAAAAUUCACAUCCCCUGGAGAAUGUUAAUGUAGGGGGGGUGCUAUCACUGCAGAAAAAUAAAUAAAGCUGAAAAUGUAUUCCUUUUGGUCAUUAGAAACCAAAUAAGUACACAAGUUCAGACAAACACAAAGGAUAUAUAUAUACUUGUUAUUUCAGUUCGACUUUAACAUAAACAAAUAACAUUAACAACACUUUUUUUAAGAAUCCCUUGGUUAUUAAAGAAUUGUGAACAAAAUAUGUACUAAGCAUGUUUAUUUACCAGUGCUCUCCGCUGGACAAACUAUGUAAUGGAGACGUGUCACAUGUCUAAAUUACCUCAAACAUAUCUUUGGCAUUUCAGUACUGCAAUUUCUUGUUAAUCAUUCACUGACAUAUAGGCACAUAAUAAUAUAUCUGUAAUAAGCUAAUAUCUGCAGAUUUAUUGGUUGGGCUCUAGUUAAGGUGGAUUUUGUGAGAUGCUUGAAAAAAAAAAUAAGCUGAAGAUUUUGACUAUGGUGCAAGACGAGUGCAGAUAUAACAUCUUCCCUUUCGAUUUAAUAGUUUAUUUUAUAGUUUAUAACAGGCGGUUUGAAGGAAUGAAAGGCUGUGGGAAAGGAAGUAGCAAGUAAUCAAGACUUUGCUCUGAGUAGAUAUAAUUGAAUGAAUGUAAGAGUUUUCCUAAUUGAUAACGACUGUAUUCUGAAACACUUUGACUGCACUGUAUUAUCACAGCUAUCUGAGAGCGUCAUUACUAAAAACACAUCACCUUUAUUAGAUUUCGGAUUUCAGAUUCCUGUUACUAAGACGUUGCUAAAUUCUUUUUAAUAUCUUGAGAAAUCAUAAUUGCUUGGAGCCGAAUAGUUAAGUGUGCCUUUAGAAAGUUGUUUUGUAUUUGGUUAAUUGGUUGUUAGAUGAUUGACUUUGGUGUUGAAAAAGGAAAAUGUUUUUUUUUUUUUGUAAAAAAUACAACUACUGCAUAUUGAUUUUUAAUAAUUGUCAUAUCUCAUAUUAAUUCUUGUUCAAACAUUUAGUUACAGUAAAGUCAAUAUUCAGUAUAUCAAUACUCACCCAUCAGCAAAUGCAACUUUUCACUACAUUGUUGAUCAAGAUCAGGCAACAAAUGUUAUUGUACAUAACGCUGUUAACAUGUUUCUAUCACCAUUGCUGUUGUACAUACAGAACCAAUUAUUUUUCUAAGAUGCUGUAAAACUUGAACACUCCUCAGAGAAAAGACAUUGAAUGGUAAACAGAUCACGAGAUAUUGCAGUGUUUUAUUUGGAAUCGUGGUAAUAAAAACCAGUGCUUAACUUGGGUUUUGAAAUUGCGGUGUGUUUUGGAAAUCAUCGGCCCCAUGAAACCAAUUCUCAGACUACCUAAAGGACCUUAGGCGAGCAUACAUGAGGGAGCAACUAAUGGUGAAAUACUAUCAAUGCUGCUUGAAUACUGAAUCCUUGCCAAGUGCCAGCUUGGCAUUCAGACUAAAAUUCAAUCAUCUCUUUUGUAUUAUGCACACGCAUUUAUUGUUUUUCAUUAUCUUAAAGUGCAUGGUGUUAAAAUAGGAAUGUAAUGUUUCAAUGUACUGGUUGCAAAGUGAUGUUACCUGUUUGUACAUUUUGCCUUUUUUGUAGAAAAAACAAAACAAACUUUGACUGAACAUAGAUUUAGCAUUAAUUUCGGUGUCAAGCAACUGAUGAAAAUGUGAACACUAGCACAUCACACCAAUACAUCAGUUGUUUAAUAAACCUUGUUCUUGAAGCUUUUAA